AUGCAGUCCUCUCCAAACAUGCUCACCAAGUUUGAGUCGAAAUCCUCCAGAGCCAAGGGAAUCGCAUUUCACCCGAAACGACCAUGGAUCCUCGUCUCCCUCCACUCCUCUACUAUCCAGCUGUGGGAUUACCGCAUGGGAACUCUCAUUGACCGCUUCGAAGAACACGAUGGCCCUGUUCGAGGAAUCGAUUUCCACCCGACUCAGCCCCUGUUUGUGUCCGGCGGUGACGACUACAAGAUCAAGGUCUGGAACUACCAGACUCGGAGGUGUCUGUUUACAUUGAAUGGUCAUUUGGAUUAUGUGCGCACGGUGUUCUUCCACCCCGAGCUCCCAUGGAUCCUGUCUGCGUCCGACGACCAGACCAUACGUAUCUGGAACUGGCAGAACCGUUCUCUAAUCUGUACUAUGACCGGUCACAACCACUAUGUUAUGUGCGCUCAGUUCCAUCCCACCGAGGACCUCAUCGCCUCCGCCUCUUUGGACCAGUCCGUUCGCAUCUGGGACAUUUCCGGCCUGCGAAAGAAGCACUCCGCCCCGACCUCGGUUUCAUUUGAGGACCAGAUGGCUCGCGCCAACCCCAACCAAGCCGACAUGUUUGGCAAUACAGAUGCCAUUGUGAAGUUUGUGCUGGAGGGUCAUGACCGCGGAGUCAACUGGGUGUCGUUCCACCCAACAUUGCCAUUGAUUGUGUCGGCUGGUGACGACCGGUUGGUCAAGCUCUGGCGCAUGAGUGAUACCAAGGCAUGGGAAGUUGAUACUUGCCGCGGCCAUUUCCAGAACGCCUCCGCCUGCCUGUUCCACCCUCACCAGGACCUCAUCCUCUCCGUCGGCGAAGACAAGACAAUUCGUGUGUGGGAUCUCAACAAGCGGACCUCUGUGCAGUCGUUCAAGCGCGACCUCGACCGAUUCUGGGUGAUCGCCGCCCACCCCGAGAUGAACCUGUUCGCCGCGGGUCACGAUACUGGUGUGAUGGUGUUCAAGCUGGAGCGUGAGCGCCCUGCCUCCGCUGUUUACCAGAACCAGCUGUUCUAUAUCACCAAGGAGAAGCACGUCAAGUCUUACGACUUUGCCAAAAACGUCGAGUCCCCUCCCAUGCUUUCGCUGCGCAAGCUUGGCUCCCCUUGGGUUCCCCCACGCACCGUUUCCUACAACCCUGCCGAACGCGCCAUCCUGGUCACCUCCCCCACGGACAAUGGAACGUACGAGUUGAUCCACCUUCCUCGGGAUGCCACUGGUGCUGUUGAACCCACCGAUGUUAAGCGUGGCCAGGCUACGUCUGCGGUCUUCGUUGCCCGUAACCGUUUCGCGAUCUUCAACCCCUCCAACCAGCAGGUCGACAUCAAGGACCUGAGCAACUCUACAACCAAGACCAUCAAGCCCCCCGCUGGCACAACGGACAUUUACUUUGGCGGCACCGGUUGCCUGCUCUUCAUUACCCCCACCACCGUUACUCUCUUCGACAUUCAGCAGAAGAAGCAGCUGGCUGAACUUGCUGUCAGUGGUGUGAAGUAUGUCGUAUGGUCCAAUGAUGGUCUCUACGGUGCUCUGCUCAGCAAGCACAACGUUACCAUUGUGACCAAAACCCUCGAGCAAGUCAGCACCUUGCACGAGACUAUUCGCAUCAAGAGCGCAACUUGGGAUGAUUCUGGCGUGCUCAUCUACUCGACCCUUAACCACGUCAAGUAUUCGCUACUCAAUGGUGAUAACGGAAUUAUUCGCACCCUCGACCAGACCGUCUACCUUGUCCGCGUCAAGGGACGUAACGUGUACUGCCUCGAUCGCAAUGCCCAACCCCAGAUUCUCGCUAUCGAUCCCACCGAAUACCGAUUUAAGCUAGCUCUGGUCAAACGGAACUAUGAUGAGAUGCUUCAAAUCAUCAAGACCUCUAGCUUGGUGGGCCAAAGCAUUAUCUCAUACUUGCAGAAGAAGGGCUACCCCGAGAUCGCCUUGCAGUUCGUUCAAGACCCGCAGACCCGUUUUGACUUGGCCCUGGAGUGCGGUAACCUUGAGGUUGCCAUCGAGAUGGCCCGCGAGCUGGAUCGCCCGAACUUCUGGAACCGGCUGGGAGCUGAGGCUCUGGCCCACGGCCACCACCAGACUGUCGAGAUGACCUACCAGAAGCAACGGAAUUUCGACAAGCUGUCUUUCCUUUACCUCGCCACCGGUGAUCAAGAAAAGCUUUCCCGCAUGGCUAAGAUCGCUGAGCACCGUGGAGACUUUACCUCUCGUUUCCAGAACGCCAUCUACCGUGGCGACGUUGAGGACCGCAUCCAGAUGUUCAAGGAGGUUGACAUGUACCCUCUGGCCUAUCUUACGGCGAAGUCGCACGGCUUGUCGGAGGAAGCUGAAUCCAUUCUCGAGGCUUGCGGUCUCACAGAGGACCAAAUUUCCCUCCCCUCGCUUGAGCAUCCCCUAAAGGUUCCGCCUCCCUUUGUUCCAACCUUCAAGUCCAACUGGCCCGUCAAGGCUGCUGGCCACUCUUCGUUCGAGAAGGCCCUUCUCGGCGAGGUCGGUGCUGGUGACGAAGAGGCUGGCGCAGAUGCCUUUGAGGUCGAGGAGGAGGAGACAGAGGCUGUGCUCGCCAAGGAUACCCUUGAUGAGGAGGAGGAAGAUGCCUCUGGAUGGGAUAUGGGUGACGACAUCAAUGUGGAGGAGGAUGUCGAGUUUGUCAACGUCGAGAGCACCGAGGCCGGUGCGGGCAGUUCCGAGGCCGACCUGUGGGCUCGUAACUCUCCGUUGGCGGCUGAUCACGUUGCCGCUGGCUCCUUUGACACUGCUAUGCAGCUUCUGAACCGUCAGGUCGGAGCCGUCCAGUUCGCUCCCCUGAAGGACCGAUUCCUUGAGAUCUACAAGGGCUCCAAGACCUACCUCCCUGCCUCUAGUGGCCUCCCGCCUCUGGUGAACUAUGUGCGGAGAAAUACCGAGGAGACCGACAGCCGUAAGGUCCUGCCUAACAUUCCUCGUGAUCUCGAGACGAUCGCCAGCGACAAUCUCCAAGAAGGCUACGCUGCCAUGCGGGCCAACAAGCUCGAGGAGGGCGUAAAGUACUUCCGGGACAUCCUGCAUACCGUCCUUGUCAACACAGUUUCGUCCGAAAGCGAGGUUGAGCAAGCGAAGAAGAUCAUCACUACGGCUCGGGAAUACAUCCUUGCCAUGUCAAUCGAGCUGGAGCGCCGAUCUCUCUCUACCGACACCCCUGAGGGUCUUAAGCGCAGCCUGGAAUUGUCCGCAUAUUUCACUAUCCCAAAGCUGGAGGUGGCACACCGACAGCUCGCGCUAAUGGCUGCCAUGAAGCUCGCAUUUGCCAACAAGAAUUUCAAUUCUGCUCUGGGCUUUGCCAACCGAAUGCUGGCCAACGGCGGCUCUGCCAAGCUUCUGGACCAGGCCAAGAAAAUCAAGGCUCAAUGCGAGCGCAACCCCCAGGACGCGAUCGAUAUCGAGUUUGACCAAUUCGCCGAGUUCGACAUCUGCGCUGCCUCGUUCACCCCGAUCUUUAGCGGCUCCCCUUGCGUGGCCGACCCCUUCACUGGUGCGAAGUACCACGAGCAAUACAAGGGCAGUGUCUGCCGCAUAUCCGAGGUGACCGAGAUCGGCGCGCCGGCCAGCGGCCUGCGCCUGUUCGUCCCAGCUCAAUAUUAA
Molecule: messenger RNA, 3642 nt
Organism: Penicillium canariense
Lineage: Eukaryota; Fungi; Ascomycota; Eurotiomycetes; Eurotiales; Aspergillaceae
Product: coatomer subunit alpha
Exons: 8
Coding region: 1-3642 (1213 amino acids)
Biological process (GO): intra-Golgi vesicle-mediated transport; endoplasmic reticulum to Golgi vesicle-mediated transport; retrograde vesicle-mediated transport, Golgi to endoplasmic reticulum
Cellular component (GO): COPI vesicle coat
Molecular function (GO): protein binding; structural molecule activity
Source: RefSeq, a predicted model, not a curated record